AAGACCGUUAUCAACAUGAACCCUUACAAAGAUGUUGAGGAGAGUUCCUUUACGGCCCCUCCUCACCUAAGUUAUGAGGACGUAGCCACGAAGCUGCUGAAGGACCACUACUUCCUUACAGCCUUGGAAUUGCACACGGAGCUAGUGGAGAAUGGCAAGGAGCUUCCUCAGUUAAGGGAGUUUUUCUCGAAUCCUGGAAACUUUGAACAACAUGCUUCUAGAGCUUCAGAUUUUGGCUCCAUGCACCGGACCCCCAGCCAGGCCACAUUGGACUCUUUAGACACAGCAAGAUAUUCAGAGGAUGGUGGAGGGGACCGUGGAGGCAGUGGGGGAGAUGUAGCAGUCCUAGAAUUUGAGCUACGCAAGGCUAGAGAAACCAUCAAUGCACUAAGGGCUAAUCUUACACAGUUUGCUGAUGGAGAUUCUGCCCUAGACAAGACCUCAAGAGAUAAAUUUAACCAGCGCUAUUUAAAGCCUCAUGAGAAGAAGGCCCUCAAUUUCCUCAUAAAUGAAUAUCUCCUACUCUAUGAUUAUAAACUUACAUCAAUCACUUUCUCUGAUGAAAACCCAGAUCAGGAAUUUGAAGAUUGGGAUGAUGUUGGUCUAAACAUGCCUAGGCCAGCCAGUCUGGCAUCUCUAUUCUGGGGUAAUGCAGGUGGUCUGAAUAUUCCAAAAGCUGAUGCUGCUACUGAAAUGGAUAUUAAGACCUGUGAAGUAGCUUGUCAGACAGAUGUUGACGAGAAUGUGUGUGUCAGCUGCCAAACUUCUGUUGAUAAUGAGACUGAUUGGAACCAUGAGCUUCUAAUCCAAGCAGAAGAAAUAGAACUUUUGAAACAAAAAGUAAUAGCUUUAGAGACUGAGAAACUGAACUUCCAGAAACUCUAUGAUGCCGCUAUAGUCAGUUUAAACUCCCUUACAAGUCCCACAUCGGACAAUAAAUGUUUAGAACUUCAAAUACCUGAAGAGAAACAAAUAUCAACUCAAGAUCAGAUUGCGAUAGAUAAGACAAUGUGUAUGGUGAAUCAGGCAAGUGUCAAUCGAGUGGAUCAAACUGAAUGUACGCCCAUCACUAGUACUGCUGCCGAAAAUCACUACGGAAGCAGUAACUCGACUAACAGUGCAACGCCAGAACAGUUUGAAAUGAUUGAUAAUGAAAAAAACAGUGGAACAACCAGAAAAGAAGGCUCAAACGCCAGCUCAUUUGAUCCCGGUGUGAUUGGAGACACGAGUGCUCGCGACUCGCCUUUACGACGCGGUAGUGUAACCACGUUGGAUGAAACGCUCAGUAUAAAUGACGCCGGCGAGUGGACACGCGUGCCAUAUGAAUACAACAGCAUUGAGACUUGCAGCAAAGAAAUGUGGAUAGACAGCGGUCUACCAAACAGUAUGAAAGUGGCAAUUUUAAACUGGUGCUGUGAGACAUUGAACUUGAACGAGCCUUUAGCUAAUGAUCUUUUGGCAGAGUUGGUUACCAGUGAUAAACCUAUUACAUUGUCUGGUCUACUCACUUUGGUAGUCGACACUUUACUUAGGAUAAUCCCACAUACAUUGGUAGCGCGGCGUUGCGAAGCGGCAGCUCUGUUAGCCGCCAGCGCAGCGCUGCUAUCGCCGGGUGACGCGCGGCGCGCACGCACGUUGCACGCCCUUCUCACGCUCGUCAAACGGCCUACCAAACAGGACACAAGGGCUAUUUGCGAAGCAACAUGUCUCGUGGUGAAAUGGGGCGGGAGCGGCGAAGUUCUAUCAUCUAUUGCAGAGCUACUAACUUCAAAGUCUGCUGAACGAAGGAUAUUAGCCAGCCAAAUUUGCAUAGCAAUUGCACCAUACGUGCCUAUAGAACUCUGCACCUCGUUACUACUUAGCCUCGUAUUACUCAUGUGCGAAUCUAGCGAAGCAGAAAUAAGGGGCCUAGGGCUCAAAUCUGCGUGCCUAAUUUGUCCUGUUGCGGACCAUACGAAGUAUGGACAAUUGGAAAAUCUCUUGUUUAGCUUUUUGAAAGAUCCUUUUGAUAAAAAUGUUAAGGACACUGUUAAUAUUUUCGUUCCUGUGUUGGCUCGAAGUGCUUCAAUCGCAGGAAAAUUCUCCUCGGAGCUUUGUAGUCGUGUUAUGUCAAAUCUAGUGAAAUCAAGUACGGAAAACGAAUGGAAGUCUGUUAUAUUGUAUUUAGAGAUUAUUGAACAAUUAGUUUUAGCGCAAUUGGCGUAUGUGAUCAAUGUACAAAUAGUUAGAGACGUUACCCUGAGCUGUGAUAUGCAAAUAAAUUUACAAGAUGUUCCUCUGGAAGGGGGACAGGAGUUCUUUGUGGACCUACAGUGUUAUAUGACUGAUAAUGUGGAUGCAAAGACUCUACUAGUGGCAAUGAAUAGUCUAAUCAAAGAGAAACCAGAAGUCAGAUGGACCGAGCUGAAUUGGUUUAUUAAUUUAAUAAAACAAAUACUAGAAGUGGCAAUGAACAUUAAAGUAUUGAAUCACUUUUCAAUAUAUGAGAUAUUACUGUCACUGUUCAGCAGUUACGUGGAAAAUUUCCGCGGAAAUUUCGCUACGUAUGUUUUGAAGCCAAUAUUUAUGGAUAUUGUUGCGGAUUUAGAACAAAAGAUGGAAAAGUUGCAUUCAGUCAAUGUGGAUAGCAUGGUGGUAGUUGGAAUAUAUCUAGUAACUGUGUUGCCCGCUCUUGAAGACAGCGCGCAACACGGAGAGUUUUUGCAGAGAUGGAUGAUAUACAGCAGCAUAAGAGCGCUUCCAGUAAAGAUUUUCUCAAUACCGUUAAAGUGGGUAGCAAAUCACAAAAGCGAAUCGCUCAAAUUCUAUUUACAGCAUCUUAGAGAGUUUGCAGCAACAAGUUGCGAGAGUUCCAGCGGCACAGCGAUCCGUAUCUACAUCACGAAUCUGGUCACGGAACUGGUGAACAUGACCGACCUGGCCGAAGAUUGUAUUGAGAGCCAGCUACUGCCGACUAUCGUAUCGCUACUGCAUGAUGAUGAUGUGACGGUUCGAGAAACAGCGAUUUCAGCUUGGGGUAGCAUAACACGGACUUGUGUGACUCGCGGUCUGCAUUGCGAAGUACAAUGCUGGCCGCCCAUCGAUGAGUUGCUGGCAGGCACGAGGCCUCUUACUGGGAAGGAGUCUGCCAGGGCUGCAGAAGCAGUCUCUUUGUUGGUGCUACCUAUGGCUGAUCAUCACGAGGUGUCAGAAAAAGGUAUGCAUCACAGUAAUUUCCGAUACUCAUUACAGAGCACCUACAUAGAGGAUAUGAAGAAUGUUUCCGCUGUAAAAGCGUAUGCCUUGGCUCCAGAAACUCAUGCCAAAUUCAUUGAGUCGCGCGCCAAGGGCGAUCCUGACUACAAUAUGCUCGAUACCAGUGCGGUAUGCUGUAUGCGUCCUAGGAAGAAGAAGGAGUGA
Molecule: messenger RNA, 3399 nt
Organism: Hyposmocoma kahamanoa
Lineage: Eukaryota; Metazoa; Arthropoda; Insecta; Lepidoptera; Cosmopterigidae
Product: RAB11-binding protein RELCH-like
Exons: 15
Coding region: 16-3399 (1127 amino acids)
Biological process (GO): intracellular cholesterol transport
Cellular component (GO): trans-Golgi network; recycling endosome
Molecular function (GO): protein binding
Source: RefSeq, a predicted model, not a curated record